Messenger RNA from Sesamum indicum (sesame), 805 nucleotides. It is a transcript of the gene GHS1, whose product is annotated as Ribosomal protein S21 family protein. Gene Ontology annotation, biological process: translation. Gene Ontology annotation, cellular component: ribosome. Lineage: Eukaryota; Viridiplantae; Streptophyta; Magnoliopsida; Lamiales; Pedaliaceae. The record is from RefSeq and is a predicted model, not a curated record. Gene Ontology annotation, molecular function: structural constituent of ribosome.
ACCUCCCAAUUUCCGCAUGGCUACCUCAUCCAUAGCUAAUCUUUUCUCUUUCUUCGCCCCCUCAAAACCACCGCCACCAUCACCCACUUCUCCGCCCAAGUUUCCGCCGUCUCACCUCUCCGCCACCGCGGCGCCAUCCGCAUCAAGUAGCCAUCCUGGAUUGGCCCCGCUGGUCUUGUCCAAUGAAGCUCAGUCGCUGCCUUCCUGCUCAGCUGACGUCAUGUCAGUGGUGUGCCCCUCUCUCGCCUACGCGAACACGAUGUUCUUCCGUUCUGCGUACAAUGUUCAGGUGAUUGUGGACGAUAAUGAACCGGAGGAGAAGCUGCUGGGGCGGUUCAGGAGGGAGGUGAUGCGUGCUGGCGUCAUCCAGGAGUGCAAGCGCCGUAGGUUCUUUGAGAACAAGCAGGAUGAGAAGAAACGCAAGUCUCGCGAGGCUGCGAAGCGCAAUCGUCGCAGACGUCCUCAAGCAAGAACAGGACCACAGGAUAGGCAAGAGACUUCUCAGAACAAGAAGGGAAAUGAUGAUGAAGAUAACUGGGAUCUUCCUGAAGGAGACCUCCCCUAUUGAUCACAGCUGUUACUUCUCCCCCCGCUGCUUUUAGUAGAAACUUGCUGCUUACUCUUUGGUCCUCCUCUUUAGAAGGGCUGUGGUAAAAUGUAAGGUCUGGUGGGAUUCCCUUCAAUGUACUCUUCAGCAUUGUUUGGCACUGAAAGAUAUGAUAUCAAUUCAUUGCAACUGAAUGUAAGGAUCUGGUUUUGUAUUAAUUUGACUGCUUAAUUGAUGGUAAGAUAGGUAUUCUGUAAA